CGUGUCGUGUUCUCAUUGGACCUUACUCCCUUCCACCUCUCAUAGGCGACAAUUUUUAAGCACCACAACCAUCCCCACUUUUUCCAUUCCAUUUUAAUUUUCUCUUUGCGUGCGGCUACGCGCUUACUCUCUUAUUUUCUUACUCUAAACAGAAUCCAGUAAUACAUAAAUUAUUUAAAGAUGUCGCCAACUGAAUCAUCACGGGAGGAGAAUGUCUACAUGGCCAAGUUGGCCGAACAGGCUGAGCGUUAUGAAGAGAUGGUUGAGUUUAUGGAGAAAGUAGCCAAAACCGUUGAUGUUGAGGAGCUCACUGUUGAGGAAAGAAACUUGCUUUCCGUGGCUUACAAGAAUGUGAUUGGAGCUAGAAGGGCCUCAUGGAGGAUCAUCUCCUCUAUUGAACAGAAGGAGGAAAGUAGAGGAAAUGAGGACCAUGUUAAGAUUAUUAAGGAGUACAGGGGAAAGAUUGAAUCUGAGUUGAGCAAGAUCUGUGAAGGAAUUUUGAACCUUUUGGAAUCUCAUCUUAUUCCCUCAGCCUCAUCUGCCGAGUCUAAGGUAUUUUAUCUUAAGAUGAAGGGUGAUUACCACAGGUACUUGGCUGAGUUUAAGACUGGAUCUGAAAGGAAGGAAGCUGCUGAGAGCACUUUGUUGGCUUACAAGUCAGCUCAGGACAUUGCUCUUGCAGAAUUGGCUCCUACUCACCCAAUUAGGCUUGGACUUGCUCUUAACUUCUCUGUGUUUUAUUACGAAAUCCUCAACUCACCUGAUCGUGCUUGCAAUCUUGCAAAACAGGCUUUUGAUGAGGCUAUUUCUGAGCUAGAUACAUUAGGUGAGGACUCGUACAAGGACAGUACAUUGAUCAUGCAACUUCUCCGAGACAACCUGACACUCUGGACUUCUGACAUCACGGUAACUUUCUCUCCCACUUUCAAAUAUCUUUAUAUGUUUAUACAUAUUGAUCAUGUAAAUAAUUUUUUCUUUGUUAUGGUGAAAUUUUAGGAUGAUGCUGGGGAGGAGAUCAAGGAAGCAUCAAAACGUGAAACCGGAGAAAGCACUGGACAGCAGUGAUGACCGAAGAAAAGCUUGGAUGGAUUAAAGAAGAAUGUGUACUCUGUAUUGUGAUUUUUAAGUAGAUCCAAUCCAACCAUGGUUGUAGUUGCACAUUUUCUUAAUGAAUGAACUCAGAUGUCCUUGACGUUUCAGGGUUGGAACUAUUCCGACGUAUUAUAUAUUUUGCUAUUUUGCUUUUCAUA
Molecule: messenger RNA, 1250 nt
Organism: Cannabis sativa
Lineage: Eukaryota; Viridiplantae; Streptophyta; Magnoliopsida; Rosales; Cannabaceae
Product: 14-3-3-like protein A
Exons: 4
Coding region: 181-996 (271 amino acids)
Biological process (GO): signal transduction
Cellular component (GO): cytoplasm
Source: RefSeq, a predicted model, not a curated record